Messenger RNA from Aspergillus lentulus, 2025 nucleotides. The record is from RefSeq and is a predicted model, not a curated record. Lineage: Eukaryota; Fungi; Ascomycota; Eurotiomycetes; Eurotiales; Aspergillaceae.
AUGGAAAACCGAAUACAAUGGUUGGAGGCUAUUGUACGAGAGAGAUGUUCCGAUGUCGACCUACGCCGUGCACCAGAAGUUCAUGUACGAGCUUUAGACGGGACAACGCACCCUGGAAUCUCUGAUGGACCAGUCGAAAGCGAAUCCCACCAUAGCCAGGCUCCACCAGAGCCUUCGCCGCAGGAGACAAGGACCAACAUUGCUGAGGGUGCUCCAACAAAUAAUGUUCGUUGUGAACAGGCAGCUUCGCAAAUCAUACCUACGAUCAAUGCAGUCAAUGACGAACCUCAGCAGGCGCACGAGAUUGGACUGGUCUCGCUGUCACCUGGGGGAGAUCCUCGGUAUAUUGGUCCCUCCAGCGGUUACUUCUUUGCAAAGCGAAUUCUCUCCAGUGCUGGCUGUCGUGGUAAACAGAAAGCCGCACCAGGAGCGGCUUGGGACUCAACGCACCUAUCAGUGGAACUGCUGAAUACACCAGCCUUACUGCCACCUCGAAAAGAAAGCGCUAUAGAGCUCUCUGCGAAAUACUUCCAAACCGUUCAUCUUCUUCACCCCUUUUUACACGAGCAAUCGCAUAUGGAAAUCAUUGACCAAGUCUAUGCGUCGGAGGAAGAGAGGCCGUUGGAUAACUUCCAAGUUUACAUGGUCUUGGCCGUCGCUGCCCUGAAUCUAUCACGCCAAUGCAAGAUUCAUCUUCCGGUGGAAGGAUAUUAUGCAUCUGCAUUGAAGUAUGCUGAUCAUGCCUGCAAUCAUGGUUCCAUUACUUCUCUUCAAUGCCUAUUGCUCCUCAUGGUGUAUGCUUUGUAUAACCCCUCCUGCAAUAUCAACAUCUGGAACCUCAACUAUCAAUGUCUUGCGAGCGUGAUUGACCUCGGCCUUCAACGUGAUGUGCGGGCAUCUCAGUCCCUCCAUAUCUCGGUAUUCGACCAAGAAAUGAGGACCCGUAUCUUCUGGGUGGUGUAUACCUUUGAUCGAACAGUGUGCACUAUGAUGGGUCGACCGAUCGGCAUCAGAGAUGAAGCUUGCGACAUAAGGUUUCCCCUUGCUAUAUCAGACAGCGAUCUCAUGAACAUCGGUCCUGACCAGCAAUACAAGGAAUCGCCUUCGCACAUGUCAUAUUCAAUCCAUAUAUUCGGAUUGGCCCAACUGGUAUCAGAAACAAAAUACGUUAUGCACAGCGUCAACCGUGCAGCGCCUGCCUAUGCUUAUCCCCCAGUCCGAGAUAUAGCCAACUGGCAAAAGGAUAUGAUUAAAAAUUUGCAAGAUUGGCAUUCGAGCAUACCACAACAAGUGAGCGGCGUCAACUGUAAAUUGCCGCUUUUGUGUAAGAUCAAGUAUCAUGACACAAUGAUCCUACUAUUGCGACCCAGUCCCGGAAUCCCAAAUCCGUCGGACGAAAACCUCGAGCAGUGUUUUCAGCAGGCCAUCAUGCUGCUUCAAGGAUAUGGGGAUUUGUACAGCACAGGACAUCUACUAUACAGCCGGCUUGUUGUGCAUUCAAUCUUUCUUGGCACGCUUGCCAUGUUGUACUGCAUUUGGAGGUUACCACAAACAGCGACAAAGUUCCUGGUGGACGACCUGAUAUCUAAAUUCAACAUUGCACAGAACAUUCUGAGCAGCAUUGGAGAGCACUGGGCUGAGGCUAUCCGAGCUCGCGAUUGUAUUCAUGAGUUAUCUAGCGUCACCAUUCGAAGACUCCUAAAGAGCCAGCCUAUGGUCUCUGCUGUUUCCCAGCCAGAUCAAUCAUAUCUGGCACAACAUGGCGACAUCCGGGGUCCUGGAUCAGGGUCUCACUCUACACUGCAGUCCGAUCAACUUGGCACUGGCCAAGGACAGCCUUUCUUAGACGUACAGGCUAGUAACGCAGAGUCCUGGCUUGUCCAACCGCAUACAACGUCAGAGGACGGCGUAUCCGAUUUCUCAAAUCUGUUCGAUGACCUCUUACAAGGGGAUUUCCCAGGUUGGAGCGGGACGUUUGAUAUUGAUGGGCUCAUGGGGGAGAUAUUCAACAGCGCUCCGCACUGA